AUGUUCCCGCUGCCGAUGUUCACGCCGGACCAGGUCGCUCGGGUGUGUGAGAACCUGGAGGAGACCGGGGACAUCGAGCGCCUCGGCAGGUUCCUCUGGUCCCUGCCGGCGGCCGUGCCGGGCUCCGCGGGGGAAGCUCUGAACCGACACGAGUCCGUGAUGAGAGCGAGAGCGCUGGUCGCCUUCCACGGUGGGAACUUCGAGGGUCUCUACCAGAUCCUCCAGAGCCACCGCUUUACGCGCGAGUCCCACGCCAAGCUCCAGGACCUGUGGCUGGACGCGCACUACCGAGAGGCCGAGAGGCUCCGUGGGCGGCCGCUGGGCCCGGUGGAGAAGUACCGGAUCCGCAAGAAGUUCCCCCUGCCCCGCACCAUCUGGGACGGGGAGCAGAAGACGCAUUGCUUUAAGGAAAGAACUCGCAGUUUGUUGAGAGAGUGGUACCUUCAAGACCCGUACCCCAACCCGUCCAGGAAACGCCACUUGGCCCAGGCCACGGGACUCACACCCACACAGGUCGGCAACUGGUUCAAGAACCGCCGCCAGAGAGACCGUGCUGCGUCCGCAAAGAACAGAAUGCAGCAGGAUUCUUCCCACUUGCCCUCUGGGAGCUCACCUGAUGGCUCCCUCCAGGACCGCCGCCAUCACCCCCACUUGUUGCCUCCCUCUCCUCGCCACCUGGGCAGCCCGACGGCCAGCGACUGCAGCACGGACGAGCGAAGAGGAACGGGAGCCUCCACCCCAGAUAUCUCCGUCAGCAGCGACAGCGAGUUCGAGUCUUGA
This is a messenger RNA of Anoplopoma fimbria (sablefish), 780 nucleotides long. RefSeq names its product SIX homeobox 7 (gene six7). NCBI's taxonomy places the organism in Eukaryota, Metazoa, Chordata, Actinopteri, Perciformes, Anoplopomatidae. Bases 1 to 780 code for a protein of 259 amino acids. Gene Ontology annotation, cellular component: nucleus; transcription regulator complex. The record is from RefSeq and is a predicted model, not a curated record. The transcript is spliced from 3 exons. Gene Ontology annotation, molecular function: DNA-binding transcription factor activity, RNA polymerase II-specific; RNA polymerase II cis-regulatory region sequence-specific DNA binding. Gene Ontology annotation, biological process: eye development; regulation of transcription by RNA polymerase II.